CAGGCUCUUCUUGUUGAUUUUUUUCUGGGACAAAUUGCACUGGGUGCUGCAGAGUGAAGGACGAUGGAGGACAGGGCCUGAUCCAGCUCAGCAGCAGGGGGCUGCUUUCUGUUUCCAGUUACUACAGAGGUUUCUGUGUGGUCCUACUGAUUUAGUGUGGAGGCCGUUUGGCUUGCAUUAUCCUGAGUCGGUUAGGUGGACUUGGACUGAACAAAUCCUUGUUCCUGAUGGACUUAAAGCAGACUAACGUCAAAGAACUUCCUGUUUUAUAUCGUGGAUUAUUCAAAGUGUGGAGUUUGCUGAAAAAGAAGAGGCUUGGACAACACAGCUGACUAUACUGGCUGCUUCAGGAACCAGUCAUCUAUGGGUCACGGCUCACUGCAGCUUGUCAGACAGGGCCAAGCUAUGGCAGAAAAAUGAUGACGGGGUAUUUGUCAGCCCAGGGUAUCCAUGCAUCAGAGAGGUGAGUGGGGAGGAUGUUGGCUAAGGUGCAAGAGCCCUACCAUCGUGACCGACAACAGGGUACAAGAAACCUGAAUCCUCAGCCAUACCAAGCUGAAUACAUGGGUCACAAACUCCACAUGGACCAAAAUGAAAAGUUGGCCAUGUACGGGGUCACACAUGUUGUGUCAAUCGAUGGUUUCAGCAGCAAAAUAGUGGCGCAUGCUACUAUGCCAAUUAAAAACAAUCUCACCAUUUAUGAAAAAGUGUACAGACAUGCAGUCGUCACUUAUGGAAUGUGGGACCAGGUCAGAGUGGACCAUGGAACAGAGUUUUAUCUCUGUUUGUUUGUUCAGGAGUUGUUGGCUGAGCAUAGGCACAACCGGGAGAGACGGCCGUACAUUCAGACAACAUCAACUAAAAACCAUACAGUGGAGAGAAUUUGGCCUGAAAUUAACCAAAGGGUGAAUUAUCCUGUUAAAAUGGCACUGGUUCAAAUGAUCGACCAAGAGACGCUAGACAUGGACGAUCCAUUGAUCAAAUACUGCACAUCAAAUUUGAGCUGUCAGGUCAGCAGCAUAGGAGUGACUAGAGCAGUGCAGGCAUGGAACGCCCAUCGUAUUCCAGGAAAGGGGAUUCCCAAUGUCUUGGCCCAAGAUGGUUGCCGUAAGCGGGUGCCUGAGGACCUUCUGCCUGGACCCUAUGAAGCUGCGGACAGUUACCAGCAAGAAAUGGGAAAUUCACUAACCAGGGAGUCAGUGUUUGGCACUAACCCAUUUCGCUCCGAGGAAGAGAGAAUUAGGGCAGAAACACAGUUCAGUGUCCUUCAUCCUGACAUUGAAGUUCUGUUUAACAGCACUGUGAAUCGACACUAUAGAGAAUUUCAGGAGUCUUUAAUUGACCUCAUAGACAUAGCUAGAAGAAACCUGUAACCUGCUUAUUAUGCUUGCUUUCUUUGUUCAUUUUAAUUUUAUUAGUGUUUUUAGCCAUGUUUUUGUUGAAUUUUUCAGCAACCCACAAUGCUGUUUUAUGUAAUUGUUACAAUUCCUAACUUUCAGCUUUUUUGAUUGAUUGUUCUUUUUUUGCAUUAGAUGAAAAAAUUAGA
Molecule: messenger RNA, 1546 nt
Organism: Fundulus heteroclitus (mummichog)
Lineage: Eukaryota; Metazoa; Chordata; Actinopteri; Cyprinodontiformes; Fundulidae
Exons: 6
Coding region: 477-1373 (298 amino acids)
Molecular function (GO): nucleic acid binding
Source: RefSeq, a predicted model, not a curated record